Messenger RNA from Homarus americanus (American lobster), 759 nucleotides. Its product is annotated as cuticle protein 16.8-like. The record is from RefSeq and is a predicted model, not a curated record. The transcript has 3 exons. Lineage: Eukaryota; Metazoa; Arthropoda; Malacostraca; Decapoda; Nephropidae. The coding region runs from base 200 to 508 and encodes 102 amino acids.
CUACACCGACUGUUUCCUCAUCCUCACCUCUCAAGUAUUGGCUGAGUCUUAUAUCUUACAUCAAAUUCCUUCCCCUCCUCCUAUUCUUCUUCUUCCAAUUACUCCUCUUCCUCAUUCGCCUUCCUAUCUUUCUCUUCUGCAUCACAGCGUCAACCGUCUCUCAGGUCUUGCGUCAUCCUCUUGCGUCUCCUUCCGCGCCAUGAAGUCUUCCGUUGUUGUGGCCAUGGUGGUCACGGUGGCCCUCGCCGUUGCCCGCCCCGACCUCGUCCUUGACUUUAAAGGGGAGGAACAACAACAAACACAGACGGGCCAGAGCGGGAAGAGGGUCGAGGGCUCCUAUAGCUGGACGUCUCCUGAAGGUGUGGACUUCUACGUCAAGUAUGUGGCUGACGAGAAUGGUUACCGCGUCGUGGAGUCCAAUGCCGUCCCUGUCAGUUCCUGGGGGGGUGUCGCUGAUGGCAACCAGGGAUCCUUCAAUAAAAAGAAGGGUGGGAAAGGAGCCAAGUAACUUACGCAGAAGGCGGUGACGGAGACCCUGCAAUAAGAGGAACCAGCUGAAAAAUGUCCCCCACACCACACCACACCACACCACACCACGCCACACCACACCACACCACGCCACACCACACCACACUACACCACACCACACCACCUGAAGUAGUCAAUAUAACUUGUGAUUCUUCUGACGUAGCGAGUGCUUGUCUUCUUCAGAGGACCUUUGUAAUAGGCUGUUAAGAUUCUGUUUAUUAUGAGCAAUAA